Molecule: messenger RNA, 3033 nt
Organism: Apis mellifera (honey bee)
Lineage: Eukaryota; Metazoa; Arthropoda; Insecta; Hymenoptera; Apidae
Product: paired box protein Pax-6
Exons: 10
Coding region: 1038-2693 (551 amino acids)
Biological process (GO): regulation of transcription by RNA polymerase II; anatomical structure development
Molecular function (GO): RNA polymerase II cis-regulatory region sequence-specific DNA binding; DNA-binding transcription factor activity, RNA polymerase II-specific
Source: RefSeq, a predicted model, not a curated record
CCUAAUAAUAUUUCCACGGCCCGCUAGUGCUCACCGCCGCUUCUCUCUCGUCUUUUCCCGGCUUCUUGGUCUCUCGCCCUUUCUCGUUCGCUCUCCGUCUCUCUCUCUCUCUCUCUCUCUGUCUCAUUUUCUGUCUGCCUUUCUCUCUUUCUCUCUCUCUCUCUCUAUCUAUCUCUCGCUUUCGUUCUAUCCCGCUCUGUCGCUACUGUCUUUGUCUCGCUCACGACCGUUCUAUAACCCCCGUGUGUGGAGGUUCGCACGGGGGUCUCUUCACAGAGAGAGAGCCAAGAAAGCAGAAGAAUCACGCUGCAGAGCAGCACGUGUGCUGCGCUCGUACGGAUCGUACGAGCCACCCCCGUACAUAUUACACAUUUCUGCGUGCACAUUCGGAGAUCCAGGUUCCAGGAUCUUGAUCGCGAACGAUCAGUUGCUCGCGAUAUAUCGAAAAGGAGAGAAAGAGCGCACGGUCUCGAUAAUCGAUACACGUCUCGAUUCGAUACUGCUCGUCUUGGAUCGAAUCGAUUCGAUCUGUGGAGAAAAGUGCAUAUGGCGAACGCGAUCUAUUUCGAAUCGUCGAAGUACGAUCGAUAAAUACACGUAAUAUUCGGGAAUAUCGAAGCUGAAUAUCGAUCUCCCCGGUUAGAGAGAUCGAUCGAUCGAUCUUCGUACUCUCUCGGUCUGUUCCGACUUGAUCCGGUGUUGUUCGUCGAGUUGGAAGAGUUGCGUGCGGGAUUUCGUAACAGUGUUUGGGACACGUGAGAGUGGACUGUAGCGGUCUGAACAUCGCGCCGUCACGUGCUUUCGUGAAAAUUGUACCAAAGUGCACCAUCGUGUGACGAUACCUAUACGUUGCCUAUACCGGAUUCAUCGUGCUACUCUCUGAGAACGGUGAUUGGGAGGACAGCGUCGGCCGACGGCAGCUUUUGUGACCGGAAGUGCCUAAAGGCCCGAAGAUUCUGCCUUCGCAGCAGCUGGGCGCUGCGGUCGCUCCAUGGCCGGGCGCCACCGGCCUCCUAGCCUCUGUCACCGCUGACGACAUGGCACACAAAGGUCACAGUGGCGUGAAUCAGCUCGGGGGUGUGUUCGUCGGCGGUAGACCGCUUCCAGACUCGACCAGGCAAAAGAUCGUCGAGUUGGCUCAUUCCGGCGCGAGGCCCUGCGACAUCUCCAGGAUACUGCAGGUCAGCAAUGGCUGCGUCUCCAAGAUCCUUGGAAGCAGGUACUACGAGACCGGGUCGAUCAGGCCCAGAGCCAUCGGCGGAUCCAAGCCCCGCGUCGCCACCGCCGAGGUCGUGAGCAAGAUUUCCCUCUACAAGAGCGAGUGCCCCUCCAUCUUCGCGUGGGAGAUCAGAGACCGCUUGCUCCAAGAAGGCGUGUGCACGAACGACAACAUUCCCAGUGUGUCGUCCAUCAAUAGGGUGUUGAGAAAUUUGGCGGCGCAGAAGGAGCAGCGACAGCAACAGCAGCAGCAGCAGCAAGGUGUGGCCGCUGUUGGCGUCGGGGUAGGCGCUGGCAGCCCGGCGGAGAGCGUUUACGAUAAAUUGAGACUGCUCAAUGGGCAAACCACUGGAUGGCCAAGACCCAAUCCGUGGUAUCCAUCUGGAGCUGGCAGCCCAUUUCCAUCCCUGCAACCCAGUUUGAGCCCGAGUCAUUGUACGGCCUUGCCACCGGAUCCUGCGGACAUUCUGCACGCAAAGAAGGUAGCGGAACUGGAGGGCGGCGCACACUCGGACGAGACGAACAGCGGCGGUGACAACAGCAACGCGGGGAGCGUGUCCGGGGGUACGGACGAUGAUCAGGCGCGUCUUCGCUUGAAAAGGAAGCUUCAAAGGAAUCGCACGAGUUUCAGUAACGAGCAAAUCGACGCGCUCGAGAAGGAAUUCGAGAGGACGCAUUACCCGGACGUUUUCGCCAGGGAGAGAUUGGCCGGGAAGAUUGGUCUCCCCGAAGCCCGAAUACAGGUAUGGUUUUCGAAUCGGCGGGCGAAGUGGCGGCGCGAAGAGAAAUUGCGCACGCAACGGAGGGACAACCCGCAACACCAGCAGUCGCAGCAGCAGCAGCAGCAACAACAGCAGCAGCAGCAGCAGCAGCAACAACAGUCCCAACAGCAGCAGCAGCACGGAGGGGUGAGCCUGGUCACCGCCGGUCAUCCGACACCGCCACCGGCCUCGGGUAUUUUGGCUGGUCAACCGCCGCCGCAAGCGCCGCCCUCUCCACCUAGGAUACAUCAUGGUUUCGCGCCCACCGCCGUUUAUCCCGGAAUACCCAGCAUGCCUGAUUCGUACAGUCCCAUGACGUCGAUGCCGAGUUUCACGAUGUCGGGCGGCGGCCAGCAGAACCAGCACACGACGAGCAGCAUGUCAUCGUUGUCGACGGGCGGUGGGAUGGGCCCGAUGGGUAUGACCGUGGGCAUGACGGUGGGCCCUAGCCCGGGCGCGUGUCUCCAGCAACGCGACAACGGUUAUUCGUGCGGCGUCGCCCGUCCGCCGAGUUACGAGCCGCUUCACCUCGGAUACGGGGCACGGCCCACGUGCAGCCCCACUCAGCCAUACCACACCGCGGGCCUGAACCAGUAUAAUCAGAACACCAGCUCGACCGGUUUGAUAUCGCCAGGUGUCAGCGUACCAAUCGCAGUGCCAGGCCAACCAGCACCAGACAUGGCGGCCCAAUACUGGUCACCGAGGCUGCAGUGACCGUGGUGGUCAUCGGUGUCGACAUCCUCUCCGUAGGCUCGAGCUUCUUUGACUUACGUUAGUCUUAACAAACGGGAUUAGAUACGAGGGAAGAACGCAAGGAGAAGACGUUCGAAAUCGAUGAAAAGAGCAGCUGUUGCAAUUCGUUCGAUGGAAUCGAUUCGAUACUUUUGUCCUCGACGAUUAUCGAUUGCCUUCGAUUAUCGAUCCGAAGGCGGUCUCGUAAAAAUCGUUCGAGAAAAAAGAAAAAUGGAGAAUAACGAGGAUGUUAGUGGAACUUGUAAAAUAAACGUCACGAAUGACGCAAAAUUUAUCGUAUGGCAAAAAAAAAAAAAAAAAA